AAUGGGCUUUUUCGGCCAGAACCGCCAUCUUCCAGUAAUUCGCCAAAAUGACCAACACAAAGGGAAAGAGGAGGGGCACCCGCUACAUGUUCUCUAGGCCUUUUAGAAAACAUGGAGUUGUUCCUUUGGCCACAUACAUGCGAAUCUACAAGAAAGGUGAUAUUGUAGAUAUCAAGGGAAUGGGCACUGUUCAAAAAGGAAUGCCCCACAAAUGUUACCAUGGCAAAACUGGGAGAGUCUACAGUGUUACCCAGCAUGCUGUUGGCAUCAUUGCAAACAAACAAGUUAAGGGCAAGAUUCUUGCCAAGAGAAUUAAUGUGCGUAUCGAGCAUAUUAAGCACUCUAAGAGCCAACAUAGCUUCCUGAAACGGGUGAAGGAAAAUGAUCAGAGAAAGAAGGAAGCCAAAGAGAAAGGUACUUGGGUUCAACUGAAGCGCCAGCCUGCUCCACCCAGAGAAGCACACUUCGUGAGAACCAAUGGAAAGGAGCCUGAACUGUUGGAGCCCAUUCCCUAUGAAUUCAUGGCAUGAUGGGUGUAAAGAAAAUAAAAGACAUGGAUUGUAUAAAUGUUUCUCU
This is a messenger RNA of Balaenoptera musculus (blue whale), 576 nucleotides long. RefSeq names its product 60S ribosomal protein L21-like. Gene Ontology annotation, molecular function: structural constituent of ribosome. Gene Ontology annotation, cellular component: cytosolic large ribosomal subunit; ribosome. The transcript has a single exon. NCBI's taxonomy places the organism in Eukaryota, Metazoa, Chordata, Mammalia, Artiodactyla, Balaenopteridae. The record is from RefSeq and is a predicted model, not a curated record. The coding region runs from base 48 to 530 and encodes 160 amino acids. Gene Ontology annotation, biological process: translation.